Rotaria sp. Silwood2 is the source of this 291-nucleotide messenger RNA. The record is from the annotation of a GenBank genome assembly. NCBI's taxonomy places the organism in Eukaryota, Metazoa, Rotifera, Eurotatoria, Philodinida, Philodinidae.
AUGAAAGAUUAUAAAACAAAUGACAUACAAAAUUUAUUUCAUGAUGACUUUUUAAAAUCAACGAAUGUUUCACAAUUUGCUUUAGCACUUGUACAAGCACUUAGACAUGUUGGACAAUCAACUAAAAUACAACAACAGGAAUCAAAUUUGAAUUAUAAUUUAUUAAAUCCAUUAAGUAAUUCAUCCAAUGGAAUAACAACAGAAAAAAAUAAUGAUCUUCUUUUAAAACAAUUAUUAAAAAGCAUGACUGUACCACAACAACUAAAUGGUAUUGAUCGUUUUCUUUCAUAG